CGGCACGAGCCUUUAGUCAAGCGUAGAAAAUAACACGAUCGCAUUUUUUGUGAAUAACACUAACAUUUAUUCAGAUUCCUUGUGUAGUAAAUAAACUGCAAGGCUUACAAUGCCGGAGGAAUCGUUUCGUCAGGUGGACGAGAAGCAUGUGACCGUUGAAGCAGAGCUCAUGGUCUGGUCACCAAAGUUUGACCUUGUCGCCCUUGCUAAUGUCAAUGGAGAGGUUGUUCUUCACCGUCUAUCCUGGCAAAAGGUUUGGAGCCUGCCAGCCCAUACAGAAGAUGCACGGGUUAAAGCCAUGGCCUGGAGACCCGAUGGGAAAGUGUUGGCGGUAGGCUACACCACUGGCCACAUGCUACUGUGUUACAUCGAGAAUGCUGAUAUUCUCCACAGUAUUGACCUCCAGCAGCAGGUGACCUGUCUUUCAUGGGUGGCACAGUCCCUCCCAGGGGGUGAGGCCUGGUCAUGUGACCCCUACUUGCCAGACAACACGGACUCAUACCUCCCUCGUCUGCAGCCUCUAAGUAAAAGUUAUGGCAGCUUGUCAAAAGGAAAUAGUGAGGAGAAUGUCGAGGAUAGGAAGAAACUGAGGGGUCAGAAAGAGUUGAAUGUGUUGGUGGUGGGGAGUGGGUGUCGGGAAGUGGAGCUCUAUAUCUAUGGUGUGUUUCCUGUGGCAAGGGUCAACAUCAACGAUGACAUCACUGCACAGGGUGGUGAGGUGGUGAAUGCUGUGUUGUCAGAGGAUCUUUCGAGUCUUCUGGUGGUGGUCAGACAGCCUGGGCAUGAUGAACAUGAAUAUACACUUUACACGUAUGAUACUACAUUGCUGAAAUCACAUGACAAGGAGCUUCACAUGCUGGCCCACAAGUACGGCCAGAUAGCCACUUGUAUAGAGUACCUGGGAAAUGUGGUGCAGCAGAUGCAGGAAGCAUGGGAGGACAUCCUGCUGGAGAUGGACUCCAAACUGUACAACUUUGCUGAACAGAAACAGGCAUCUGGUGCUGGGACAGUGAGCAAUGACUUCCUGGAACUACUUCUCUUUGGAACUCCCAGCCCAGAACUGCAGACCUUCCUUCUUUGUGAGCUGACAGACAAGGGUUUAAAAAAGCUUGGUAACUCCAUUGAGACGUCAUACAACAACAUUCAGAAACUGGUUGUGAAACACUUGCAGACUGUAAGCCAGGGUAUAGUGUAUCACUUGGCUGAGAUGCGCGGUAUGGCCCAGUAUUAUGAGAGGUUUGGAGUCCUAGGAAUCGACUUGGAGUGGCUCCACAAGGCUCUUAUCACGGCCGGGUCGUUUGUCCUCAAAACCAGUGAACUACAGCAAGUGAUUGAUGGCAGUAUUAGGAAUUUCAAGGCUUUCUUCAGGUGGCUCUAUGUAGUAAUACUGCGUCUAUCAGAUGAGAAACCUCCACCUGAACUUAGCAAGAUGACCCAGCAUGAUGUGAACUUUGUGGCUGACUUCCUCAGGGACAACUUUGCCCAGUUUACAGAGAAGGAGGAAGAAGAGUCAAUAGAGGACCUUAGAGCUCUCUCCCCGACGGACAAGCGGGCAGGCUUCAAGCUCGAGAAAGUUGGACAGUACCUGAAGAAAGAGAACCUAAGCUCACCACCUGAUGUAUCUGGGAAUCCCUGGGUACAGUUCUGUAGAUCCAGCCAUAGUCUUAAAGACAGUAAGGUGCUUUACCCUGUGGAGACCAAUAAGUCCCUCCUACAGGUCCAGGAAUCACUUGAGACGACUGUCAAAUCUGCCCUACACAGACCAGCGGGUCAGAUAGGCUCGUCUCUAAAGUGUGUCUCCUCACUCUAUUUGUUUGCUGCUCAGCAUGGAGAGGAGGGCACAAAACAUCUAACCCCUAAAUUUGCACAGUUUACAUCUGGUAGCCUGGGUCGUCUGUUCACUGUUUUCACGUCGGACUCGGGGCCAUGUCAGAAGCUCCACGUCCUUUCACAACCAACAAACGCACAUAGUAUACGAGGUCAAGUGCGACUGUUGUCCGUGACAUUUUCCAGCCUACCACGACCAGAGAGUCUCAACCUCAGUUCUGAGUCAGCAUCAGACAGUCACAGGAGUGGGGCCCUGCGUGUGAUUGAUGUAGCGUACUACGAUGAUGCGCACAUUGCCAUACUGCUGGUGGAGGACACGGGCGACGAGACACCGAUACUCGUGAAACUGGGCGUCGCUCCUCUCGUGCAACACGACAUGUACACUGUAACCGCCACAGCAGAUGUCAACAACUCCACUGACAUCCCAGUAGUUGAUGUCUGCGACCUUGAGGAAGUUCAAUAUCGCUGGCUGCCCAACAUGAAGGCCCACUCCUUUGCAGUCAGUGGUACCCGGCAUACUGCCACGGUGUUGUUUUCAUCCAAAAGAAGAGUGCGGAUAUUCCUAAUGGAUGCCGAAGAUGACGAUGAUGAUGACGAUGAUGUAGAUGGUGACAUCACAAACCACAGUGAGGCUGACCAAUCAGCUCUUAACAUUGUGGUGGACAACAACCAAUCAGGUUGCAGCUCUAAAAAUACCAGCCAAUCAGAGGUGUCCAUGCAGAUAGAGGGUAGUGAUGUGGGUGGAGAAGAACAAGAGGAUAAGGAGAAUAGCAGCAGCCUUGCGAGCAGUGGAGAAACCUCAAACAUACCAUGAACGGGGCUUAUCAGUUGUGGAAUUUUGGAGACGAAGCCUCAAAUGUAUGUAGCUUGAAUAAGGUGUAUCAGUUGUGGAAUUGUGAUAGCGAGACCUCCAGCAUAUCAUGAACAUGGCUUAUUAUUGUAGAAGAGAAACCUCGCAACAUACAGUGAAACCUCUAAUAAAAGCCUCCUCUAACAUACUGUGAAUAGGGCUUAUCAGUUGUUGAAAUGUGAAGCAGAAACCACCAACAUACUGGCUGGUAUUGUGGCGGGGAUCUCUGUCAUAUACUGUAAUGAACUGGGCUUAUCAGUUUUGGAAUUGUGGUGGGAAAACAUCUUACUGACUGUGAACAAGGCUUAUCAGUUGAAGAAUUGUGAAGGGGAAACAUCCAACAUCCUGGAUGGUGUUGUGAUGGGGAGCUCUCUGUAUAUACAAUCAAGUGUGCUUACGAGUAGUGGAAUUGUGUUGCGAAAUCUUGUGAUAUUCUGUGAACAGGGCUUAUCAGCAGUGAACUGGUCAGCAAAAGGGAACCGUCAAUGACAUCAAAACAAAACAAAUAUUUUAUUAUCUAAAGUAUUUAAUACUAUGAAGGCAGAAGGGUGCAUAUCCUUGUCUCCAUCAGAGCAGAAGGGUGCUACCUUCCAAAAAGGACAGGAUGCAGCAACUUUCCUUAAAUCUUUAGCUAGAACUCCAGUUUUAAUGUCCAAAGUAAGGUUACCAACAGUGUAUACUUGUGACUGGAGCUUAUAUGCAAGCCAACUAUGAACUAAUGCAUGCACUAAUAUUUACUCAACCAUCCAACCUACUUCAUUAACCAAGUUAGAUAACUUUACUUUGCAUUUAUUGCCAAUAAUAGGCCUUUAUUAUUUGACUUAGAAAUUCUGGUUAAGGUUUUGCGUGCAAGCACACAUAGGUUAAUAUCUCAGCAACCACUUGAGGUAUUGCAUUUAGACUUUAUACACUGGUACUCAACCAUCCAACCUACCUAAUUUACCAAGUUAGAUAACUCUAGUUUGCAUAUAAUUCAAGUAAUGGCCCCUUUUUUAUUCAACAUAGAAAUUCUUGUUAAGGUUUUGCAUGUAACCACUUUUAAAUCAAUACCUCAGCGAAUACAUCAUGUAUUGCAUUGAAACUUUACACACAGGCUCCCAACCAUUUAACCUUCUUAUUUAAUCAAGAAAGAUAACUCUAUCUUUCAUAUUAAAUAUUUUUUACCCCUUUAUUAUGCGACUUAGAAAUUCUGGUUAAGGUCUUGCAUGUUAGCACACAUAGAACAAUAUCUCAGCAACUAUUUGAGGUAUUGCAUUGAGACUUUAUACAAUGGUAUUCAACCACCCAACCUAAUUGAAUAACCAAGUUAGAUAACUGUAUUUUCUCAAAUAAUGGCCCUUUAUUAUUACACUUAAAAAUUCUGGUUAAAAUUUUGCAUGUAACCACAUUUAUGUUAAUAUCUCCGCACAUCAUAUAUUGCAUUGAAAUCUAAUCUAACAGUGAUCCAUGCAUUCACCAAAACUUUUCAAUCCUUACACUGAAAAGCUGCGGAAUAGUCGAGCACGCUGUCUCUGUGACAGCUCUUGUUUAUUGUAAAGUCCAACAUUUGUAAGAAAUUCAGCAUUUUGGGAAAAAAAUCAGAGAAAUUUAUUGCUUAGAAGUUUAAAAAUUGGAACAUUGAGUAGCUUUAAUGGGCACUCCAUCUCGUAUGUAACCUAAAAUGUUGAAUUUGUUGACGUUAUGGUUUUGAAUUUAAUGAAACUUAUUUGUUGUAUACUCAUCAUACAGAAUAAAUACUUGCAUAAAGAUA
Molecule: messenger RNA, 4427 nt
Organism: Mya arenaria
Lineage: Eukaryota; Metazoa; Mollusca; Bivalvia; Myida; Myidae
Product: anaphase-promoting complex subunit 4-like
Exons: 27
Coding region: 110-2641 (843 amino acids)
Biological process (GO): positive regulation of mitotic metaphase/anaphase transition; anaphase-promoting complex-dependent catabolic process; protein K11-linked ubiquitination
Cellular component (GO): anaphase-promoting complex; nuclear periphery
Molecular function (GO): protein binding
Source: RefSeq, a predicted model, not a curated record